AUGAACCCAUCAACCCCAGGCCUGGGAACAGAGACAGGUGUAAAGGACUUUUUGGAAGCUCAGGAGAGUGGACACCAUUUGUAUCUCGGGGGGGAUGCUGUUCCAAUAGAGAAGCUAUGCUACAUUGGUCCCACUGGAUGCCAAUGUUUCAUAAAGGGACUCUGUGUGAAUGUAACAAGUGGGCAGAGACAAUUGGAGAUUGGCAGGCUGUCAGAUAACCAGGCCCUGUGCCAAGAAAGGCAUUACAGGAGAAUAAAAAAAAAGGACUGCAGAAUAGGAGAAAGUAUACUAGAAAAGGACAGAGAGAAUGCAAUUAAGAAGACAAAAGUUAUGGUAAAGACAAAGAAAGACAAAGAAAAGUUACGUUUGCAACCGCUGAUCCAUGAUGAACCAGUAACAGGAACUCCUGGCCAGAUGACUGGCAGUGAACAUGGCAAAGCAAAGUCUCAGGUGGAAGUGAAUUCUGAGCUGCUGUUUGGCAGUGAAGAUAGAGAUACAUUGGACUUAUUUUGCGAAGCUUGCAACGAAGUAUCUUUUAAUGUACCUCAUAAACUGGAGAUGGGGAUGUUUAUUGGCAGAGUAAAUGUGAAACACUGUCUUAACGAUACUGGAAUUAUUGGCAUAAGCAAUCCCAAUUUUAUAAUGCUGGAAGAUGGUUCAUUGUAUACCAAAAAUGCUAUUUCUUUGACUUCUCAUGAAAGCAUCAUCACUGUAUUUUUUAAAAGCAUUCAUGAAGAUGAGCAAAGGCGGAUAUAUGUUAGCUUGCUAACAUACCCCCAAAAGACCUCAAAAACGAAGAAAAGGCAUGUCCGAGCAACUGUUCUGGGACGAACAAAACGUAGAUGGGCUCCAGUCCCAACUACUAUAAUGGAAAAUUUACUAGGGCCUUUUCCUGUGCAAAUUCAACAGCUGUCUUCAGAUAUGGCACAAAAGUACAAUAUUAGAUAUUUCAUAACUGGUCCUGGGGUUGACAAACCACCACUGAAUUACUUUUACAUUGAGCAAGAAACUGGAAAUCUCUUUGUUACUUGUCCAAUAGAUCGGGAAGAAUACCCAGAAUUUCAGCUCAUUUGCUAUGCAAUGACACCGGAUGGAUAUACCCCAGAGGUCCCACUUGUACAUAACAUCAAAAUAGAGGAUGAUAAUGAUAAUGCUCCAGAGUUUGAGUAUAAUAUUUAUACUUUUCAUGUACUUGAAAACAGUAGAGUUGGGACAUUAGUUGGACAAGUGACUGCAACAGACGAAGACGAGCCCAAUACGCUGCAUAGCAAAGUGAAAUAUAGAAUUAUAUCCCAGAAUCAUCAGAAACUUCAGGAAUUUGUUAUAGACCCAGAUUCAGGCUGUAUUACCGUAGCAUUACAUCUGGACAGAGAGACUGUAUCAGCAUAUACACUACGGAUAGAAGCAAGAGACAUGGGAGGUGAGGAGUUUGGUUUGUGGACUUCAGCAGCAGUACAUAUUGAGAUUAGAGAUGUAAAUGAUAAUCUCCCUCAAAUAGCACAAACUAUGUAUGUAGUGGAGGUAUAUGAAAACACAGAACAUGCAGAAAUAUUAUGCAUUCCUGUAGAAGAUAAAGAUGAACCCAGAACAUCUUCAUGGAUGGGUACAUUCACUAUUACUAAAGGAAAUGAAGACAAUAGUUUUUCUUUUACAGUUGAUGGAGAGCAGAAUAUUGGGUGUUUAAGUGCUUUAAAGGGACUGGACUAUGAGAAAAGCCAUGAGAGAAGACUAGAAAUUGUUAUAAAUAAUGAAGCACCUUAUGUUCCACCUCCAAAUUCAAGAGCUCUUCCAACAAGUAUGGCCAGUGUUGUGGUCAGAAUUAAGGAUCAGGAUGAAGGACCUGUAUUUGAGUCUUGCGAAUAUAUUCUAUACAUAAAGGAACCCUUGUUGGUUGGCACAGUGGUUGGUAAUUACCAAGCAAAUGACCCAGAAACUGGAAAUAAUGGAAAUUUAAGUUACAGAAUAAUAAAUGACCCAUGCAGAUGGAUCGCCAUUGAUCAAAUGGGAAAUCUCAGAACUACUGACAUUUUAGAAAGAGAUUCACAAAAUAUAGAAUACGGUCAGUGCAAUGCAACAGUAUCUGCAACUGAUCAAAGCGGUAAAACAGGAACUGGGACAGUUGUGAUAACACUGAUAAUUGAGAACAAUUACCCAGUGAGUACUAGUAAACUCUAUGUCAUGUGUAAAGACAAAAAACCAAUCUGGAUAAAAGCCGCUGACAUUGAUCUGCCUUCCUCCGUUACACCAUUUCAUUUUGAAAUAGAGAAGCCAAUGGACUUAAAAUGGAAGUUAACCCCAAAUGAUGAUGCAUCAGCACUGCUUUCUUCAGUUGAAGAUAUAGACUAUGGCUACUAUUAUAUUCCUCUCAGAAUAUACAAUGGGGGUAACAGCAGAAAAAGUGAAAUAAUAGUUCGCUAUUGCGACUGUGCAAUGCCAAGUAACUGCUCUGAAUCUAGCACAAACACCUCACUGGGUUAUUCUUCUUCAAACAUUCAGGCAGAGCGUAGUCCAGCUGCAGCAUCUUUUUUAGGUGCCUGGAGUAUUCCUGCAAUGGUUAUGGGAUCAUUAGUAAUGCUGUUGGGCUUUGGUACACCCUAUGGUCUUUGGCUCCACAGAAAAUUUCGCAUGCCUCAGGAAGCAUCUGAUGAUUUAACUUUUCAGAAUUUAACAAAAUCAGACACUGAGGCACCAGCUGAAGACCAUACAAAUCUAAGUAUAUUUCCCUUGACAACAGUGAAGGAAUGUAUAAAGAUGAGCCCAGAUGAAGGAAAAACUGAAAAGCAAGAAGAUUUGGAAGCAGGAAAAGGAGGAGGGCAUUCCACAUCAGAAUUAGUCAAGGGAGGAAAAGUGUACCAUGUAGCACAAUCUUUACAAGACUGUAAGCAUUCUUUAAGGACUUCAAAAAGAGAGUUCUGUUCAGAAUGGCAGAAUUUCACUAACCCUCACUUAUCUGAAAGGGUAUUUCGUUGUGGAGAAGAUGAAGAACAUAACCUGGUAAAAGAGUAUUUACUUCCAUAUAAUUAUGAAGGAAAAGAUUCACCAACUGGUUCUUUAAGUUCCUGUACAGGGGAGUCAGAAGAAGAAGAACUGAGUUUCUUAAAUCACCCAGAACCUCCAUUUCGGACAUUAGCUGAAGCCUUUGUAAAGAAGUGAUUGCAUUUAAACUAUCCCUGAACACCA
Candoia aspera is the source of this 3180-nucleotide messenger RNA. RefSeq names its product desmocollin-2-like. Gene Ontology annotation, molecular function: calcium ion binding; cadherin binding. The transcript is spliced from 18 exons. The record is from RefSeq and is a predicted model, not a curated record. Bases 1 to 3153 code for a protein of 1050 amino acids. NCBI's taxonomy places the organism in Eukaryota, Metazoa, Chordata, Lepidosauria, Squamata, Candoiidae. Gene Ontology annotation, cellular component: catenin complex; plasma membrane; adherens junction. Gene Ontology annotation, biological process: multicellular organism development; homophilic cell-cell adhesion; cell-cell adhesion mediated by cadherin.